This is a messenger RNA of Symbiodinium necroappetens, 483 nucleotides long. NCBI's taxonomy places the organism in Eukaryota, Dinophyceae, Suessiales, Symbiodiniaceae. The record is from the annotation of a GenBank genome assembly.
AUGCGCUUGUCCUGGGUGCAUGGUGCCUCUCCGGGCAGGUGCGAGGUGUGCUGUCCCUGUGUAGCGAUUGGUCUUGCGGCGACGCUGGGAAUCAUUGGCGUCAUCAACUGGGAACAAGGUUUCUUCUUCAGUCCAGACGAGUCAGUGGGCGGGUGCCAAGGGCCGGAUUAUCAUUUCGGUGAUAAGGAAGUGCAGUGGAGGAGCGCUUGGAAAGGAGAUUGCGCGUUCUUGUACAGGAAUGAACCCGAAGACAAGCAGGUGCUGCACUGGCGGUCUCCUCGAAGCGAAGAGUACGAUGCAUGCUACCGCAUGGCCUGCAAGGAAUUCUGCAGAUCACACUGGUGCAUGGCCAAAACAGUUGCGGCUGCGGUUUGGUCGUUCGCAAUUUUUCUGGUGCUGACCUCUCUUUGCAGCUGCGCCGUCGUAGGCUACAAGCUCGGGUCGCAACUGUCCAACUGUCGAAUUGGGACAAAUGCGAUCUAG